AUGGCCCUUACGGAACGGAACGGUGUCUCGAUCGCCGAGAUCUGCGUUUACACACCAGCCCUCGCCAUAGCCAUUUGGCUUUGCGUCCGCCAUGGCUUUGGGCGCAGCUCCGGCUGGUUGUAUUUGAUCAUUUUCUCUCUCGCACGACUCAUUGGUGCCUCAAUGCAACUGGCCACCAUAUCCCAACCCCAGAACAUCAGCCUGUACAUCGGUUCCUUCACGCUAGAGAACGUCGGCCUUUCACCCCUGAUCCUCGUCGAGCUGGGACUGCUCAGUCGCGCUUUGACCAGCAUCCGGAAAUCAGUCACAACCUUUGUCAAUGAGCGAAUGUUGCGCGCCAUACAGAUUCUUGUCCUGGUGGGACUUAUCCUGGGCUCAGUGGGAGGCAGCAAUGCCGGGUCCAAUUACGCCGUCACAGGGGUUUAUACAGCCUCGAGCAUUUCCCAGGCUGGAUUGGGCCUCAUGAUCGCGGGUUAUAUUCUCACGGUACUAGCAGCGGUGCAAGUCGCCGUACAGAUCUCCCAUGCUGAGCCGGGAGAGAGGAGACUCAGCCUUGCCGUGGGUUUAUCGUUGCCCUUUGUCUUGGUCCGACUCGGGUACGCUGCCGAGUCUACCUUUGGGCACAACUCGCGCUUCAACCAAUUCACUGGGGAUGUCAACAUCCAGCUUGGCAUGUCUGUCAUUAUGGAAAUGAUUGCGAUUGUUAUUAUUGAAGGAUUUGGUCUCACGUUGAAAAAGAUACCCAAGGGCCAACAGCUUACAGCGACUGAAGACGCCAGGAAGGUCUCGAGUCAGAAUCAGUAUGAGAUGGGCCCACACUAUGAGACUAAUGCAGGGCACUAG
This is a messenger RNA of Neoarthrinium moseri, 843 nucleotides long. RefSeq lists its product as uncharacterized. The transcript has a single exon. Lineage: Eukaryota; Fungi; Ascomycota; Sordariomycetes; Amphisphaeriales; Apiosporaceae. The record is from RefSeq and is a predicted model, not a curated record. Bases 1 to 843 code for a protein of 280 amino acids.